AUGAGCAAACGAUCUUCUGAAGUCGUUGGGGAUGGAGGCCAAGCAUAUCAGAAGCGCCAAAGAAUAUCUAAUGUCACCAAGACAACUUAUACCUCUGUCGACAUACAGUCUGCGAGGCAACUGAAGCAGACUUUAGCAUUCGACCAAGACUCUGGUCGUUCAAAACAUGGUAUACAAUCUUUGAAAGCGUUUCUGGACAGCUUUUCUAUCGCAGACACUGACAACUCGGCCCGGAUUGUCAUUCUCAAAGAAUACCUCGAAUCGCAAAAGCCUGCCGACGAUGAGGAUAAAUCAGCCGUUUUCCUCUCCGAUCUUAUGCAAACUUGGAGUUUUGCAUCCCAAGCUAACGAUGAGUCUCUUCUUUCUGCAGUUCCAGCCGUACUGGCGUUACUUUUGAAGACUUUGUCCAACAUACUAGAGAUGGCUGAACAUGGGUUGAGAUUGGGUAGAACGAUACUUCAGAAGCGUCAACUAGAAUUGAUAGCAAGAGGUCUUACAUCUAAUAAGAGCAAAGAGCACGUAAUCUCCCCGGUUCUACGACUACUUCGAGAACUAUCGAUUUACGAUGGCGGAGCUUUAGCGAAGCAGGUUUUCCGAUCAAGAGACUACACCUUCAAGACAUUGGCGCGAAAUCUUAGCUUAAAAUAUACUGGAGAUGCAGUGGAAGAUCGCAAAAAGCCUUCUGUGCGGACCAAUGGGCUUCGAUUCCUCCUUUCUAUCAUAAAGUUCCUUCCCACAGAAUCGAAACGAGAACUACUGAAUCAAAAGGAUGUUGUUAUGGGCUUAACGAGAGAUAUCAGAGACGACCCUCCGUUUGUGAUACGCGAUAUCCUCGAGACUUUGAAAUCCGGUGUUCUGCAGGACGAUGCUCUACCCAGAGAUGCCAAAUCGAAAGUUGUAAAUGCCAUCUCUCUCGGCCGGAUAGCAGCGUUAUAUGCAUAUGAUCAGGAAGAUGAAGAAACUAGCAGAGGGAAGAAAGCAGUUGAUGAGAUUGCUCAUGAUUUCCUUAUGCUCGCGUGCACAUCGCCAAACCUAGGAGUCCUUAAUCGUCAAAAUGGAUUCUAUCCCAGAGGAAUUGAUGCCGACGAAGGCCUUGAAGUCGAUACAAAAGCCGGUCAUAUUGACCUCGGACUAGACAGUAUUGAAUGGAUGGAGCGCUUUACAGAGAAGGUUCCAGUCCGCAAUACUGUAUUAUCUGAGUUCAUUCAAAAUCUUCGGCCUUGGUCGAGCUUGAAACAAAGCGAGCUAUUAAUGACUAUUCUCGAAUCUGCCCCGGAGCUUGUCGCAAGCUAUUUCUUUACCAAAAAAUCGUUUUCGUUAGAUCCUAAGCUUACCGCAACGUGGGUUGGAUAUUCAGCUUUCGUAUUCUCCACCCUACAACUUCCCAUCCCUCAAUAUCUUGGACACCAGGAGCGGUAUGCGAGACUACCUCCACCCUGUUCUAUUGUGCUGGAAAGUAUAUUGCCUCAACCAUUAACGCAAAAGGUUUUCACACGUUGUCUAAAUCAGCAGCAUAAUCUCAUUUCCUUUUUUGCAAUACGCAUUCUUUCCGUCGCAUUCAACAAAAUGCGGGAAAUAUUGAAAAUGUAUCAAGAAGCGGCCGUUGCCUCCUCUUCGAUAUGGACUCAAGCUGCUGAGAGAUUGACAGAUGAAUUUUGUCAACGUGUUCCUUCGAUUAAGGAUGUCAUUAGCACUUUUCGAAAGCUAUCGGAUACAGAAUUGAUGCAACGAGAGGCCGUCACUAAGUUGUUGGUUUUGUAUUAUGAAGUGGUUCCACGGGUUGGAUUGGACGCUAAGUUUGACGUAUCAGAAACCCUUACGAACGCUCUACAAGCUAUCGAUAGCACCGGGGUAUCCAAAGAGGAUCGCGCGUUCCGAAUCAUGGAAUUAGAGAAUCUAUUUCAGUUCUCUCAUUUUUCGCCGGGGAUGCGAUGGUUCGUCAAGGCAGAGGGGCUUUCAGCUUCUCCUUUUGUGGCUAUGCUAAAGUUGUCUGCCGAAGCACCUGCCGGUGUGCCCUUACUCAAGCUGAGAUCUGUUCUGAGCUCAGUUGUCCAAGAAAAUCAAAUUUUCCAGACUGAGACUACAAUCUCAGCUCUUGACACGUUCAUAGCGAGACUUAAGGAAAUUCAGGGUACACCUAACGAAAGACGGAUUCAAGAAUUUCUGGAUGACUGUGUUUCGAGAUGUGCUUCGAAGCCAGUUAAGUACAUAUUCUCGCUUGAAGAACUAACUUCAAAGUCCCGCGACACCGAGAAAGAGCAGUCUGCUGUAAGUUUGCUUAUACUUGCUGUUGCUGAACAAUGGCCAUUUCUUGUCAAGUCUGGCACAGAUAUUCUCAAAGAUGUGGCUGAGUUCAUUGCUCGUUUCCUGGCAGCUUCCAUAAAGAUUGGCGAGGAUAAAAAGGUCAUUAAGUUGAUCACCAAAGCCAUGGUCGAUGAAACACCAGAGGAAUCGUCAGCUCGAAAGAUUCUAGAGAAAUCUCGAAAACUUGUCGAUGAAAUCGAAAUUCCACAACCAUCGCAACUAGCCACUGGAGAGCCCAAUUUUGCAAUUGCCAAGGAUGGAAUUUCAGCAGCAGAAAUAGACGAAGUAAAUGCUACAAUGCUCAAGGAAUUGCCCGAGGAGGACCAUAAUGCAUUGGUGAAGUGGGCGGCAAAGGAUAUAGAGGAAGUUAUCGAAGGCGGUCAUGCUGCAGCACUGAUCAUGCUACUAUCUUCGGAACAACUAAGUGUUCGCAAGGAGGCAUUGACCAAUAUAUCGAAGAUCGGAGCCAAACUCAAAGAAUCUUCAUUCGAAGAAAAGGAACAAAUUUGGCUUCUUCUCUGUGAGUUGGUGGAGACAUCGAAGAAGGUGAUCAAUGUAGAACCACUUCCUGCCAUCAUAUCAUCGUUUGCGUCGCAUUCCGUAGCUGUACUAUGCGACCCUCUCCACUGCCUUUAUCCUAAAAUUAACAAGUUCCUUUCUCAAGGUCCAACAUGGCAGGUUGACAAAGUACCUUUGAUGUAUAAGGUUUUAGACGAGUCGCCAAGUCUUGACAAUCACCAUCACUCAGAAGUCUCCUGGCUUCUGGAUGUUAUGCUUGCUGGCCUUCAAACGCCAACAGAUAUGGGCAUAUUUCGAAAACGCCGAGUCUUUGAGAAGUUAUUGACAUUAUAUAACAACCCGUAUCUUGCACAAGAAUCAGAAGAGAAAAUACUCAAGCUGAUGUUUCGUGCAACCACAAUUGAAGGAGGAAGCACCACGUUGAUUACAAGACUCAGUAGCAUUACAUGGCUGGAGGUACAAGUUGCUUUAGGUGGCGGUACGCCUUUGAGGGUGUUAAUGCAAAGCAUCAUAGAUUUAAGUGACCAGCAAAGAAUUGAAGAGUGGAAGAGGGGGCAGAAGGCGCCAAGGACUGAAUAG
Molecule: messenger RNA, 3402 nt
Organism: Botrytis porri
Lineage: Eukaryota; Fungi; Ascomycota; Leotiomycetes; Helotiales; Sclerotiniaceae
Exons: 2
Coding region: 1-3402 (1133 amino acids)
Biological process (GO): maturation of 5.8S rRNA from tricistronic rRNA transcript (SSU-rRNA, 5.8S rRNA, LSU-rRNA); maturation of LSU-rRNA from tricistronic rRNA transcript (SSU-rRNA, 5.8S rRNA, LSU-rRNA)
Cellular component (GO): nucleolus
Source: RefSeq, a predicted model, not a curated record